GACAGUGAAGUGUCAGACUUUGAGCCUGCACCAGGGCUUGAGAGCAGUAUGGAGGGCGAGAAUGCACCAGUGUACUGCAUUUGUCGAAAACCUGACAUCAAUUGCUUCAUGAUGUGAGUUUAAUCAGAUGAUCAUAACAGCAACACCUUCAACACAAGUAAUCAUAACAUGACCUUGAAACAUUCCAUAACCUUGAUUUCAUGGGGCUCAUAUCUGUGUUUUUCUUGUAGUGGUUGUGACAACUGUAAUGAGUGGUUUCAUGGUAACUGCAUCAAUCUCACAGAGAAGAUGGCCAAAGCUAUCAGGCAGUGGUACUGCCUGCGAUGCCGAGGUGAGGUUUUAAUGGUUUCCCAUUCACUAUCAUCCACAUGGGUACUUGUCACAUGCGCUUACUAAUCUUACAAUGUCUGUUACUUUUGAUUAGACAAAAACCCAUCAUUGGAGAUAAAAUACCGUCCAAAGAAGAGCCGUGAAAAAGAGGCAGAGGGCCAGAGAGAGCCAGAGAGAAGAUUUGAAAGACAGAACAGCACUCCAGAUUAUAAAUCUGAAAGGCGCCGUGGAUCUAAGGUUAGUUAUUUUACAUCUAAACGUUAUGUCCCCAUUUUCCUUCAAUGUAUCUCUAAAAUUGUGCGUCUUUGGAACUACUCUGUUGGCAAACAUAUCUUUGUCUCUUUUGUGUUUGUCUCAGGUUAAGCGCUCUGCUCGUAUGUGUGGGGAGUGUGAGCCCUGCUUGAGGACUGAGGACUGCGCCACAUGCGACUUCUGCAAGGACAUGAAGAAAUUUGGGGGUCCCAACAAAAUAAGACAGAAGUGUCGAUUUAGGCAGUGUGAUGUCCGAGCCAGGGUGAGUUUCCUAAUGAGACUAUUCCAUCUAUUUUUCUGCUAACAUCUUUUCAACUGGUGUAGUCAAAAAAACAUGUAGUCUUGCAAACGGUGAAACAAUGCCUCGUAUUCUCUGCAGAAAAUGUUGCGUGUAAAGGAUGAAGAGUUUAAUUUGCGUGAAAGGCGGGAUAAUUCCUACCACCGGCGAAGACGAUAUUCAGACGACUACGAUAGUGAGGCAGAACUCUAUGAAAAGUACAAGGCAGCGGGAUACGACGACAACAUGGUAUUGCAAUAGUCUUCAGCCAUGUUUCUCAUUCAUCUAUCAAGAACUAUUUGAAACACAUUCAAAAUACACACAGAUCCUUAUUAUUGUCCUACUGUUGCACUUACACUCCCAUAUCCACUUGUUCUUUAGCUUGAAUAGCCCUUUUUCAAGUAUUUUGAAUCUGUUCAUCUUAUUGUUUCUGUUCAACCCAGCCAUGGCUCAGUGAUGAGGAUGACGGGCCUCCCUUCAGCCCUGUCCUGCGAAAGAAAGCUGUGAAGGUCAAGCAUGUGAAGAGACGGGAAAAUAAAUUUGACAAGAAAGUAAGCUAACUUUAUUUUUUACAUCUUGCAGACACACAAUGAUUAUUGUAAAUUUUUAUCCAUGCAGUUGCAGUCCACAUCUACCAAAUAUUUGAAGCUUUUAGCUUUUUUUUAUUGCAUCAUGGGAAUAUUACUAUUGACAGAAUUCAUAAGUACAAUGAUUUUACAUGUUAAUGUGUGCAAUGCGAUUUGUUUUUGUGAAUGCACAUCAGAAAGAGUCACGGCGGCACAAACAGAAGCAGAAGCACAAGGACAAAGUCAGGCACAGCGAUAGGGGCGAUGCCAGGGAUGGAGGAGGGCAGCGACAGUGCCUCGGGCCCAGCUGUGUGGAAGCUGCACGAGCCAACUCCAAAUACUGCUCAGAGGAAUGUGGCAUGAAGCUGGCUACAAAGUAAGCGCACAAACACCAAAACUACAACCCUGACACAUGCAACUGUAAGAAAGUUAAUCAACUGUAAAAUACUUUGUCUCUGUAGCCGGCUCUAUGAGAUCCUCCCUCAACGUAUCCAGCAGUGGCAGCAGAGCCCCUGCAUCGCUGAGGAGCAGGGCAAGAAGCAACUGGAGCGGAUCCGAAGGGAUCAGCAGAAUGCACGCAUGCGUCUCACCGACAUGGAGAAACGCUUCCACGAGCUGGAGGGCAUCAUUGCUAAGGCCAAGCAGCAGGUAGUCCAGCAGGAUGAGGAGGUGAGUCACUUUAGUAUGUUUAAAUAAAAUAAAUAAAAUAAAUUGGUCAUUUAGCAGACGCUCUUAUCCAGAGCGACUUACAGGAGCAAUUUAGGGUUAAGUGCCUUGCUCAAGGGCACAUCGACAGAUUUUUCACCUAGUCGGCUCGGGGAUUAGAACCAGCGACCUUUCGGUUACUGGCACAACGCUCUUACCCACUAAGCUACCUGCCGCCCGUUUACUUUUUAUUGGCCACUGUGGUAUUUAUCCAGUGGGGUCAGAGCUCCUCGGCUAGAGAAAUGUUUUGCCCGUUCAAGCCUGUGUUCAAAUCUUUCAGGUGCUUCCUGGGUGAAACAUUGUUUUGAAAUGUUUUUCUUUUGGUUCUCGUUUCAGACGAAUGAAGGGGACAAUGAGGAAACAGACCUGCUGAUUUUCUGUGUGUCCUGCAGUCACCCUAUCAACCCAAAGGUGGCACUGCGACAUAUGGAGAGGUGUUAUGCUAAGGUGAGCCUGUGGAUGUUGAUCCAAAAUUCUUACUUUUUAUCCAGCCUAUAUGUCAAACCCAAAAAUGCUUUAGCGUAUCCUUCCUUUAACACCUUCCCUCUAACUCAGUUAGCUUAGCGCAACAGGGUUUCAGACUGCAGACAUUUUCUUGUACACGGUAAGACAGAGACUUCCUAUUUAGUUCUCUGAUCUUGGUUGUGACAGUUUGUGGUAUACAUCCAGAGUGCAGUGGCUGAUAAGUGUCUGCAACAUCCUAUAUGGGGAGAGGAUGACAUGUACAGAAUUAAACUUAAUAUAGAGUACUAGCAAUACGAAUAUAUGUUGCCAAUAUGCACUUCUGAUAAUAUUCUGAUAUAUACUCUCGCUCUUUUUUGCAUUGACAGUAUGAGAGCCAGACAUCUUUCGGUUCCAUGUACCCAACAAAGAUCGAAGGGUAAGAGUCAAGCACUUUGAAUGGGUUUGCUAGAAGUGAACAAGUUUUUUUGUUUCCAUAUUGUUUCACCACGGUAGUCUAUGUACCUUUUGUAUUCUCAGAGCAACAAGACUCUUCUGCGACGUGUACAACCCCCAGAGCAAGACCUACUGCAAGAGGCUUCAGGUCUUGUGCCCAGAACAUUCCAGGGACCCAAAGGUCAGUGAUGAUUGGGAAGUCAAAUGCAAAAAACGUUGCCAAUAAAGCACACUAAUUGUCCUGCUGUAUGACUUAUGAUGUAUAAUCUUGGCUUCUCUUGCCCUUAUCUUGUUUUGUGGUUAGGUCCCAGGGGAUGAGGUGUGCGGCUGUCCUCUGGUCCGUAAUGUGUUUGAGGCAACAGGCGAAUACUGCAGGGUUUCUAAACGCAAAUGUAAUAAGCACUACAACUGGGAGAAGCUCAGGAGAGCUGAGGUGGACCUGGAGCGUGUCAGAGUGGUUAGUAGUGGAAUGCACCACAUCAAUCUCUUAUUUUGGGCCACUUUGUCAGGGUUGUGGCAUGUCUUGUGGGGGUAUGCAUGGUUGUCCGAGCUGUGCGCCAGCAGCUCAAACAGACAGCUUGGUGCACUCAACAUGUCAAUACGUCUCAUAAAUACAAGUAGUGAUUGUUAACUCAAAAUGACACAACGACUAGGUUCCAGUUUAACAACGUUUACUUCACUGUAUUUCCACAGUACACAGUUGCCAUUGCACUCAGGCCAGGUCCAUCAACAGAGAGACUACCGCGCAGGCGUACUCAUAAGAGGGAAGGCACCGUAAUAACAGAAAUCUAGGGAUACUUAAAACAUGAACUUAACAGUGAUGAAGUCAAUCUCUCCUCCACUUUGAGCCAGGAGAGAUUUAACAUGCAUAUUAUUAAUAUUAGCUCUCUGUGUACAUCCAAUAGCCAGCCAUGCUGCCCUGUUCUGAGCCAAUAACAAUUUUCCUAAGUCCCUUUUUGUGGCACCUGACCACACGACUGAACAGUAGUCCAGGUGCGACAAAAUUCCUGAUUCUACCUGGAUUAUGUUGGAGAGGCUUCCAUUAGACAGGUACAGUGCCUUGCAAGUAUUCAUCCCCCUUGGCAUUUUUCUUAUUUUGUUGCAUUACAACCUGUAAUUUAAAUGGAUUUAUAUUUGGAUUUCAUGUAAUGGACAUACACAAAAUAGUCCAAAUUGGUGAAGUGAAAUGAAAAAAAUAACUUGUUAAAAAAAAAUCUAAAAAAUAAAUAACGGAAAAGUGGUGCGUGCAUAUGAAUUCACCCCCUUUGCUAUGAAGCCCCUAAAUAAGAUCUGGUGCAACCAAUUACCUUCAUAUGUCACAUAAUUAGUUAAAUAAAGUCCACCUGUGUGCAAUCUAAGUGUCACAUGAUCUGUCACAUCAUCUCAGUGUAUAUAUAUACACCUGUUCUGAAAGGCCCCAGAGUCUGCAACACCACUAAGCAAGGGGCACCACCAAGCAAACGGCACCAUAAAGGCCAAGGAGCUCUCCAAACAGGUCAGGGACAAAGUUGUGGAGAAGUACAGAUCAGGGUUGGGUUAUAAAAAAAUAUCCGAAACGUUGAACAUCCCACGGAGCACCAUUAAAUCCAUUAUUAAAAAAUGGAAAGAAUAUUCCACCACAACAAACCUGCCAAGAGAGGGCUGCCCACCAAAACUCACAGACCAGGCAAGGAGGGCAUUAAUCAGAGAGGCAACAAAGAGACCAAAGAUAACCAUGAAGGAGCUGCAAAGCUCCACAGUAUUUGUCCAUAGGACAACUUUAAGCCGUACACUCCACAGAGCUGGGCUUUACAGAAGAGUGGCCAGAAAAAAGCCAUUGCUUUAAAAAAAAAAAAUGCAUGUGGGAGACUCCCCAAACAUAUGGAAGAAGGUACUCUGGUCAGAUCAGACAAAAAUUGAACUUUUUGGCCAUCAAGGAAAACGCUAUGUCUGGCGCAAACCCAACACCUCUCAUCACCCCGAGAACACACCAGCAUGGUGGUGGCAGCAUGUUGUGGGGAUGUUUUUCAUCGGCAGGCACUGGGAAACUGGUCAGAAUUGAAGGAAUGAUGGAUGGCGCUAAAUACAGGGAAAUUCUUGAGGGAAACCUGUUUCAGUCUUCCAGAGAUUUGAGAAGGUUCACCUUCCAGCAAGACAAUAAGCAUACUGCUAAAGCAACACUCGAGUGGUUUAAGGGAAACAUUUAAAUGUCUUGGAAUGGCUUAGUCAAAGCCCAGAAUGAGCUGGAGCAGUUUUUCCUUGAAGAAUGGGCAAAAAUCCCAUUCUUGCCAAUAAAAAAAUAAUUUAAGUAGUUGGCAAUAUCAGUUUUUGUGAUGAAUGAGCCAUCUGGUUCAAUGAGUGAUGGAGCUGAGUUUGCCUUUUUCCCCAAAAUUCCUUUUUAAGCUUUUUACUAUCAUUCUUUGUCAUUUAUCUUUGAUUCAUAGUGUAGUUUCUUCUUUUUAUUCAGUUUAGUCACAUGAUUUCUCAAUUUAUUAUACGUUUGCCAAUCGGUUGUGCAGCCAGACUUAUUUGCCAUUCCUUUUGCCUCAACCCUCUCAACCAUACCAUUUUUCAAUUCCUCAUCGAUCCAUAGGGAUUUAACAGUUUUUAGUCAUUUUCUUAAUGGGUGCAUGCUUAUUAGUAACUGGAAUAAGCAAUUUCAUAAAUGUGUCAAGUGCAGCGUCUGUUUGCUCCUCAUUACACACCACGGACCAACAAAUAUUCUUUACAUCAACAACAUAGGAAUCACUACAAAACUUAUUGUAUGACCUCUUAUACACUAUAUUAGGCCCAGCCUUUGGAACUUUUGUUUUUCCUAGAUAUGGCUAAUAUAUUGUGAUCACGACAUCUAAUGGAUCUGGAUACUGCUUUCAAGCACAUUUCUGCAGCAUGAGUAAAUAUGUGAUCAAUACAUGUUGAUGAUUUCAUUCCUGUGAUGUUUGUAACUACCCUGGUAGGUUGACUGAUAACCUGAACCAGGUUGCAGGCGCUGGUUACAGUUUGAAGCUUUUUCUUGAGUGGGCAGCUUGAUGAAAGCCAUUCAAUAUUUAAGUCACCCAGAAAAUAUACUUCUCUGUUGAUAUCACAUGCAUUUCAGAAAGAUCCCAGAAUUCCAGUGAUUUUUAGCUAACGUGAAAAGAAAUUGACUAAGACCCUGGUUAUAACAAACAUAUUAUUGGCCAUCAUAAAUGGUAGUUGAUAUGAAUUAUGAAAGUGAGUUAGACAGUUGAUUUUCAAAGAGUUUUGGUAUAUUAAUCAUUACCCCUUGCUUUUCUCCCAAAAAUGUAUUUGUGAACAGUGGUACAAGCUGGACGAGCUCUUUGAGCAGGAGCGCAACGUCAGGACUGCUAUGACCAACAGGGCUGGUCUACUUGCUCUCAUGCUGCACCAAACCAUUCAGCACGACCCCCUGACAACGGAUCUCCGUUGCAACAAGGACAGAUAGCCAGCUGCAUCUUCAUGUUAUUUCUGAGUGGCAUUUUCGUACAUUUAUGUUAGAUUUAUAGUAUAUAUAUUAGAUUUAGAAUAUAAUCCUUUAUCUUUUUGUAGAGACUUUGGAUUUUAAGACUUUUGUGCUGAAGUUGAAAAACUGAAAUAUUUGAAUGGUAAAUGAAUAUAUAUUUUCCUUGUGUCCAGCACUAUCGCUGUCUUGUAUCUCGCUCAUUAUAGUCCAAAAAUAAAG
Coregonus sp. 'balchen' is the source of this 6688-nucleotide messenger RNA. The record is from the annotation of a GenBank genome assembly. Lineage: Eukaryota; Metazoa; Chordata; Actinopteri; Salmoniformes; Salmonidae.